Scaptodrosophila lebanonensis is the source of this 2271-nucleotide messenger RNA. Its product is annotated as protein FAM49B. Lineage: Eukaryota; Metazoa; Arthropoda; Insecta; Diptera; Drosophilidae. Bases 299 to 1273 code for a protein of 324 amino acids. The record is from RefSeq and is a predicted model, not a curated record. Gene Ontology annotation, biological process: regulation of actin filament polymerization. The transcript has 5 exons. Gene Ontology annotation, molecular function: small GTPase binding.
GUAAAAGAUAAAAUUGUGCAAAGAAAUGAUGAUGGUGUAACAAAGUGCAUUUAUAUGAUUAUUAAUGAUUCAGUACAAAAACCACAAUAUCUCCUUGAUACGAUUAAAACGCAGCGUGCAGGCGCAACACACACACAUACUAACACGCGAGCGUGGUGCAAAAAGCUACAAAUUGUAUAUUAAAAAAGUGCUUCAUUACAACAUAUAAAACCAAAAAGUGCUAAUUGGUAACAACAAAAACGGAGAGAAAAGGAAAAUUAUUUUGUUUAAAUAAACUAAAAAUAAAUCAUUUAACAAAAUGGGCAAACUUCUGAGUCUGCUAUCACGCGACGACUCAAAUUGUUGCGCUGCAAAAUCUUAUGAUGUUUUUCUGGACUUCGAGAAUGCCGCGCCCACAGAAACAGAACGUGCUGUCUACGAGGAAGUGGAGCGCGUGCUGAAGGAAUCGGAAGUGGUGCUCGAGGAGAUACAAAUUUACAAGGGGGCUGGAAAAGAAAUACGUGAAGCCAUAGCCGAUCCCUCAACCGAAUGCCAGGCCAAAGCGUGGUCCGCCGUCCUGCCCCUGGUCAUUAAGCUGAAACGUUGCUACGAACACUCUAUGGAAUUGGAUAAAAUAGUGCCGAUGCUAUUGGGCCAACUGGUUGGCGGCAAACUGAAUCCUACGCAGCACUUGGAAACACAACAGGCGUUGGUCAAGCAGCUGGCCGAGAUUUUAGAAUUUGUAUUGAAAUUCGAUGAGUACAAGAUGAAAACACCCGCCAUACAGAACGAUUUCAGUUACUACAGACGCAUUGUGAGCCGUCAGCGGAUCGAUUCCACCGAGAAUAUGCUAGUCAGCACCGAAUUGGCCAAUCGGAUGUCGCUAUUCUAUGCGCAUGCCACGCCCAUGUUGAAGGUGUUAAGUGAGGCGACCUCAAAGUUUGUGAACGACAAUGCGGACGAUGUGCAAAAUACGACGGAAACGUUGGGUACCAUGGCCAAGGUGUGCCUCAGAAUGCUGGAGAAUCCUAAAUUGCUGCAACAAAUCGAGCGAGAGGAGACACAAAUGCUGGUGCUGCGCGUUAUGGUGGGACUCGUCAUACUCUACGACCAUGUGCAUCCUGUGGGGGCGUUUGCCCGCGGGGCACAUGUCGACGUGAAGGGAUGUGUGCGUCUGCUGCAGGCACAGCCGGCGAUCAAGGCGGAGCCGCUGCUCAACGCCCUCCGCUAUACUACCAAACACUUAAACGAGGAGAAUACGCCGAAGAAUAUACGCAAUAUGUUGGCCGCAUAAUGUUGGGCUUGGAGGAGCGACCACAGGAAUAGGGAUAAACCAGUACACCAAUCUACCAUGCCCAUGCCCAGAACUUUUUCUAUAUGUGUUAAGCUACUGUUAAAUGUUUUCAUCUUUAAUUUAUUUCGUAAGAGAAUUUAUGUUUAAACUUUUUUUAUUUUUGUGUGCGCGCAUAAAGUGGGAGGCAGCCUUUAGUUAUAUUUUAUGCAAAUUCCAUUUUACCGCUCAUUUUUAAUGUUUCCCCGAUUGUUAAUAACGAAGAGAAAAUAAGGAAUAACCUGCGCCUCCCCAAUUGCAAACUGAAACGUUUAAAUAUCAAAACACAACAUUUAGUUCAUAGUUUAGCACUAGUUGUAGGUAAAAAGUGAGAUAAUGAGGACGAGGAUGAGGAUGCACAGAUACGAGUAUAAAGAAAAUUUCUAUAAAAUUAUGUAAUUUAGCGCAAAAGAAACAAAAUCCUAAAUUCCACACUACAGAGAUUAUUAUAAAUAUCUACAUAUAAACAAAUACAUUUUAAAUCAAAUUUAGCCUAUUUUUUGGUACAUGGCCAGCCGACGAGUUGUGGUAGUAAAAAUAAUGAUGUAAAAAUAAAUAAAGGCUUGGUGCCAGUAUUUUAUUAUAAACAAUUAACCUAUAAAUCCGUAAAGCAGACUUAACUCCAAACAACUAAAAACAAACCACACACAGAAGCAGAUGCAUUUAUAUUUUGCACGUCGCAACACAAAAACUGAUAAACAAAUUUUAUAACCAUAUUGAACAAGUUCAUAAAGGAAGGACAAACAAAACAAAAACUGCGCAAUAUUCUUACAUUUUAAGAUAUACAAAUCUAAAAUUUAUAAAAAUUUAUGAUGGUUAAUAUUUCUACCAAAAAUUAAAAGGCAGAACCUUAUACAAACGACACGCAAACUAAGUGCAGAUUUAUACGAUAUAAGUAUUUAUAAAGAAAGAAAUGCAAAUACUAGAAAUGCUGAAUGGGAAUAAAUAUCACGCAACAACAA